AUGUUUGCCAAUUUCAGUCUAGAUAAAUUGACUACUUCGAUCAGUACAGCUGCUCAACAAGUUGAAGAAUCCCUAAAGAAUAAUUCUUAUUUACCUAGUGAAGUCUCUAAUAAUUUAACCUUUAAGAAAACAAGUAGAUUCUUUCAAGAGAAAGUUGGAACUAUUUCAGAACAAGAAAUUUCAAAAUUACCUGAAAGUUAUACUAGUUUAGAAAAAAAAACUGAUCAAUUAGUUAAAAUAUUAAAGAGAAUCAUUAUUGUAACAAAGACUUAUGAAAUUGAUGGGUACGAUUAUCCACCAAAUUUAACUGAAAGUCUAAAUGAUUGGUGGUCAUCUCAACAACAACAACAAACUUCAGAAAAACAAGAUCUUCAAUUUAGUAAAUCAUUUGCCUCUGCAAUUUCUAAAUCUGCUUAUGAAUCUGAAGAAUUAUUAAAAAGUUUACGUAAAUCGAAGACCGUGACUAAGAAAUCAAAUGAUAAUAAUGAAGACGAAACUGAGGAGACUGCAGAUGAAGUUGAAGAAGAAGAAGAAGAUGACGAAAUUAAUAAUUUGAUUGAAAUAUUCAAUUCUUGGUGUAAAUGUUUCCAAGAAAUUGAUAAAAAUAAGAUUAAUAUGGAUUCUAUUAUGAUUAAAGAAUUUAACGUUAAUUUAGAAAAAAUGAUACAAGUUGAUUAUAAGAAUGUUAUGACUUUACGUAAUAAAGUUAAUGAUUCUAGAUUAGAAUUUGAUACCAUUCGUCACGAUAUUAAAACAAAGGAAGCUUCUGCUUCCGCUGCUGCAGAACAACAAGCAACUACCAAAACAUCAUCUUCAGAUGAAACCCAGAAAGAGCAAGAAGACUCAAAGAAGGAACCAACAGAAUCAAAGAAAGAAUCAGAUAAAACAGCUGAAGAAGAGGAUCCAACUGAAAGUGAAGAUUAUAAAUUGUUAGAAAAACUUGAAGAUGAAUUUGUUAGUAAUACUACAGAAGCAGCCGAAGGUAUGAUGGAAUUUACCAAUAAUGCAGAAAUUAUUAAAUUAAUUAAAUUAUUUCAAAAAACUCAAUUAGAUUAUUAUAAGAAAUGCACAGAAGAACUUGAAAAGAAUAUGAAACUCUUGGAUGAAUUUGAUAUUGCUGACUCAAAUGCAACUGUGUAA
Messenger RNA from Maudiozyma saulgeensis, 1140 nucleotides. The record is from the annotation of a GenBank genome assembly. NCBI's taxonomy places the organism in Eukaryota, Fungi, Ascomycota, Saccharomycetes, Saccharomycetales, Saccharomycetaceae.